AGAAAACAAAGAAAAAAUGGAUUUUCGGUUAGCGUGCCAUAAGCAAACCUCUUAUCUGGAUUCAAAUAAGUCCAAGGACGAAAAUGGCCAUGGAUCUGGGCAACUGAAGCACCAAAGAUCCGAUCUUUCUGAGAAUAAAAACAACAACGAUGAUGUCUUGAAGCUGUCCAAGAUUCCCAGGCCUGGGGAAGUUGAUUUUUCUUCGAAGAAGGCGAAAGAGAGUUUAUUUAGUACUCCGUUCGGGAGAUCCGUUCCGUGGUUGCCGGCAGAGGACGGAGAUGGACAUAAAAUGCUCUCAUUUUCGUCGGAGGCGCCUCAUUCCGGUGGCGGCGGCGGUUCUAGCCGUAGUAUAGCUUUUUCUAUUUACCAGGAUGAGCAUUAUACUAGAGCACGAGAAUUCGGGCUGAUUGGGGGGGGCCGCGGGCCUUUUGCGAAGCUGAAAGGACCAUUUACUCCUUCCCAAUGGAUGGAACUUGAGCAUCAGGCUUUGAUCUACAAACACAUUGUGGCAAAUGUGCCGAUUCCUUCCAAUUUGCUCGUUCCCCUCAAAAGAUCUCUCUAUUCUUACAGUUUGCCCGGUUCUUCUUACUACCCCAAUUUAUUGGGGUGGGGCCCACCAUUCCAUCUAGGCAUCUCCGGGAGCAACGACCCAGAGCCGGGACGGUGUAGGAGGACAGAUGGCAAGAAAUGGCGGUGCUCGAGAGAUGCCGUCGCUGACCAGAAAUACUGCGAGAGGCACAUCAAUCGAGGCCGCCAUCGUUCAAGAAAGCCUGUGGAAGGCCAAAAUGGCCACACUCUCUCUAGACCAACCGCCGCCUCUAAGGUGGUGGCGCCGCCAGUCGGCCGCCAGCCCUCGCCGGCAUCUGCCGCCGCUCUUAGCUUGGUCCAGCAACAGCCAAACUCUGCUACUACUGCUUUCACUCACUAUUUCAGGUCACAAGAAUUUCAAGGACUCUCCUUGAUACCUGUCACGACAACAACCUUGAAGCCCGAAGCCACACCAUUCCCCAUUCAAAAGCAAAACCACGUUUCAUUCCAAGAGCCAUCAAACUCGGAAUUUGGGCUUGUCUCGUCAGAUUCCCUCCUCAAUCCUUCCGGAAGAAUCUCCCCCGUCCACCAUUUUGAGGACACCUGGCCCGACCAGCUCAAACCCGACUGGACCCAACUGUCCAUGUCCAUCCCCAUUUCCGAUGUUCAGGUGAAGCCGCCCGUCCACAUGGGCCUGGGAAUUGGGCCCAAUCUUGAUGGGCCGGACAACAAGCCCGUUGCAUGGGUUGGGGGCCCGUUAGGGGAGGCUCUGAGAUCACAGGUGGGGUCAUCACCUACGGGUGUUUUGCAGUUUGUUUCUUUAUCGAACAGUAGUUCGGGCUCCGGGAGCAGCCCGAAGAGUGGUGGGCCCAGUAAUGAUGCGUUUGGGUCGGCAAUUCUUAGCUCGGCUGCUACUUUUCGUUCUCUGUAGAAGGAUUUGAAGACAGUGGAGUGAGAGUAAAGCGUGUUUGAGUUAAAAUUGUAAGCGUGUUUGAGAUGUUUUUUUUUUUGUUUCUUUUUCUUUUUUUUUUUAUCCUUUGCUUGCUUGCUGUUGUAGGAGUAUUUAAAUGAAUGUUUGAAACUUUUUAUUUAUUAAUGUUACCUGAACUUGAAGAAAGGUGAGACAUGUUUCUUGUGUAAUUAGUUUUUGGCCAUGUACUGAUUUUAACAAUUAAUAUGGCUUGCAAAAUUAUCUGUAGAUGUGG
Molecule: messenger RNA, 1733 nt
Organism: Striga asiatica
Lineage: Eukaryota; Viridiplantae; Streptophyta; Magnoliopsida; Lamiales; Orobanchaceae
Source: the annotation of a GenBank genome assembly